AUGUAUCCGUUGAACAAGCUAUACGAUGCUGUUGUGGAGGUGGACGAGCGCGUCACCAUCGAAACUUUUGCCGAGGAUCCAGAGCCACAGCCAGUCGAUAUCACUCAAGAUCCUCAGCUCAGAAUGGGGCUCACCGGGGAGCCUGUACGUAUUAUCAAAUCGCCUGACCUCGACAUGGUACGAAGAGACCUACACGAGCCUUGGAACCAAGGCUAUCGAGGUAUCGCUGUUGCAAUGCUGCAUUCAUACACGUUCCCGCAACACGAGUUGGAGGUUGCACAAGAGGCAAGAAAGUUUGGUUUCCGUGUGGCAGCGUCAUUUGAGCUCCAGUCUAUGGCAAAAUUGGUGCCUUGCAGUCAAUCUGCCGUUGCUGAUGCAUACCUUACUCCAGUCACUGACGAGUACCUUACAAAGUUCCGAAAAGGGUUAAAAGGCAACCUUGAAGAUGAGCAAGCUCAGAAACUUUUCCUCAAUCAGUCAGACGGAGGAUUGACUUCAUUCACCAAAUUCGGUGGCCUUCGAGGUAUCUUGAGUGGUCCUGCUGGCGGUGUCGUUGGCAUUGCAAAAACAUGUUAUGAUCCUAUCAGCGCUACGCCAUUGUUGGGUUUCGAUAUGGGUGGUACAAGCACAGACGUUGCACGUUAUGCAGGUUCACUUGAACAUAUCUUUGAAAGCACGAUAGCCGAGGUUACCAUUCAAACACCACACCUUGACAUCAACACGGUCGCGGAGGGAGGCGGAUCUAUCCUCUCCUGGGAGAAUAGUCUCUUCAAGGUCGGACCCAGUAAUGCCAGGGCUGACCCUGGACCGGCCUGUUAUGGUAGAGGAGGGCCUUUGACAGUCACAGACGCCAGUUUUCUCCUCGGGCGCAUCAUUCCGGAGCUCGAUGCUAGACCUCUCAACUUGGACAUCGUGAAAUUCAAGUUCACAGAACUUACAGAUGCCAUUAACAAAGACAAAGACGGGGAUGUUCCUCUUUCUAUCGAGGACGUAGCCCUGGGAUUUCUUUGCAUUGCCAACGCAAGCAUGGCUCGUCCAAUCCGGAUGUUGAGCGAGGGCCGAGGAUUUGAAACCUCCGCACAUGAUUUGGCUUGCUUUGGCGGUGCUGGAGGUCAACAUGCUGUCGAGGUCGCGCAAGCGCUUGGCAUUCAUCGGGUACUGAUACCUAGAUACUCGAGUAUCUUAUCUGCUUAUGGAAUGGCCCUUGCCGAUGUUGUUGUGGAGAACCAAGAACCUGACUCAAGCACUUUCGAUCCCCUGGCUAUAAAACAUCUGGAAGAUCGACUUAACAGAUUGCAGAAUCAGGGCCUCGAAGGGCUUAUCAGCCAAGGCUUCAGCCCAGAACAAGUAGAACAUGAGAUGUUCUUGAACAUGAGGUAUCAAGGCAGCGACACUGCGUUAAUGGUAGAGUCCCGCGUGACAUAUCUGGGUUCGGCAAGGCAUUUAUCGACCGCCACCAACAAGAGUUUGGCUUCACACAACAGAGAGACAUAUUGGUGGAUGAUGUAA
Messenger RNA from Exophiala bonariae, 1509 nucleotides. RefSeq lists its product as uncharacterized. Lineage: Eukaryota; Fungi; Ascomycota; Eurotiomycetes; Chaetothyriales; Herpotrichiellaceae. The record is from RefSeq and is a predicted model, not a curated record. Gene Ontology annotation, biological process: glutathione metabolic process. The transcript has 3 exons. The coding region runs from base 1 to 1509 and encodes 502 amino acids. Gene Ontology annotation, cellular component: cytosol. Gene Ontology annotation, molecular function: 5-oxoprolinase (ATP-hydrolyzing) activity.